Molecule: messenger RNA, 984 nt
Organism: Adineta steineri
Lineage: Eukaryota; Metazoa; Rotifera; Eurotatoria; Adinetida; Adinetidae
Source: the annotation of a GenBank genome assembly
AUGUCCUCGUCUGUUUUCGUAAUUGGUGCUAGUGGUUACAUUGGUUUAGGUGUAGCUCAAGCCUUUCGUCGUGCUGGAUAUCGUGUCUAUGGAUUGAUUCGUAACGAAAAAUAUUCAAAUAUUCUAUUACAAAACGAAAUUGAACCAAUCGUAGCACAAACAUUUGAUGAUCUUCAGUCAUUUGCUGAUACACUGGCUUUAUGUUCAGUCAUUGUUGACACUGUUGGUUAUAACGCUAAACUUUCAUCUAGUUUACUUGAAGUAGCUAUACAAACUGGAAAAACUAGAACAGAAAAUGGUAAACUUUCUCAUUAUGCACCACUCUAUAUUUUCACUUCGGGUAUUAUGACUUAUGGUGAUACAUCUUCAACAGGACGACGUCCUGUGGAUGAAAUGGUAAAACCACGAGCUGCUAAUCAAGGAGCUAAUAAUUCAUCUUCAGCUAAUGUCUCAGCUAUGAAAGAUCGUGAAGAUUUUGAAAAUCAUAUUUUAGCUGUUUCAUCUACAUCACUUAAGACAACAGUUGUUCGUCCUGGUUUUGUUUAUGGUGGACAAGGUGGUUUUGUAGCUAAUUUAUUCUAUUCAGAAGCUUUAGUUAUUCAAGGACGAAGAGAUAUGCGUUGGAGUUGGGUUCAUGUUGAUGAUCUUGGUAAAGGUUAUGUUGCUAUAGCAAGAGCUCCACGUGUUGUUGUUGAUAAACAACUUUAUAAUUUGGCUGCACCAAAUGACAAUCCAACAUAUGAAGAAUUAAAAACUGCAAUGGCUAAAGCUCAAGGUCGAAAAGAAACUAUUGAAUAUAAAGAAGCGGAUAAGGAUGUACCAACAAGAUGGAAUACAGAUUCUAUUAUCAAUCCCGCUAAAGCUAUCAAUGAAUUAGGAUGGCAUCCAAGACAUGUAGGUUUUGUUGAAGAAAUUGGAAUUUACUAUAAAGCAUGGGCUGCUCAUCAAUCUACUCAAGAAACAAAAUCAUCUGAACAUGCCUAA